This is a messenger RNA of Alosa alosa (allis shad), 1701 nucleotides long. RefSeq lists its product as uncharacterized. Gene Ontology annotation, cellular component: RNA polymerase III complex. Lineage: Eukaryota; Metazoa; Chordata; Actinopteri; Clupeiformes; Clupeidae. Gene Ontology annotation, biological process: transcription by RNA polymerase III. Bases 399 to 1529 code for a protein of 376 amino acids. Gene Ontology annotation, molecular function: DNA binding. The record is from RefSeq and is a predicted model, not a curated record. The transcript is spliced from 8 exons.
GAUUUCGAUUUCCAAGUGCGUCUGCAUACACGUACUGCCUGAAAACUAUGUCAACCUAGCCAUACACGGGUUAUACUUGUGUAGAAGGUCCGAGACGAUGCGCAAAACCGGUGUAUAACCACAACAAAAUGGAGGCUUGUGUUUUGGGACGCUGCGCAGUUGACAGUUCUGCGCGCGAACGUUUGUUUACGGAUGUUUGUUUACAUGUUUAACAUUGAAUUGAUUAAACGUUUUAAACGAAUGUAAUUGAUCGUUAAUAGUCUAUCCACGGCGUUAUUUUAUGUAGCCUGGCUAUAUGUAUAUGGUCGACUUCCUGACAUUUACAACAGACAUGAUGAUAGGCUACAUAACGGUAUUAUAGUUUUUUAUGACUUAAUUCGUUUGUGAGUGUUUUCAGAAUGACGGACACCGGUGAUGGCGAUUCCGUGGCUAACCCGGGAGCCUCAAAUCCUAGACCGUCUUCCUUCGCACUCGGCAAGGGAGCCUUGGCCGGACGCAUAUCACUGAACUCGCCUCCUCCAGGCAGGCUCACCUCUCUGCGGUCCAGAGACCUCACACUAGGCGGCUUUAAAAAGAAAACCUUUGUGCCUAAUGUCCAUUCUGUCAGGAAAAGCAAAGAUGAACUUAGAGAGGAGACACGCACACCACCUAAAAAGGAGAAGCGAGAGGACAGGCAGAGAGAAUCCAGGCGGAGAAGAGAGCGACCUCAGGUCAUACAGUCACACUCCAUUUUUGAGCAAGGUCCUGCUGACACUAUUAGGAAAACAGGCAGCUGGGGCAACACAGACCUGAGUGAUUGUGGACCCUCACUUGUGACAAAAUGUGUGAAAAAGGAAAAGAAAGUGACACAGGAAGACGAAAGUGAGAUUUUACAAAAACUACAACGCGAUGAUUUUUUAGAUGACCCUGGCCUUAAAAACGAUGUGCGACAGAGGCCUAUCCAGCUCCCACUCUAUCAGUCAAGCAGUUUCCUACUGGAGUCCUCAGCCUCUUGCAAAGAGAAGACAGUUACAGAAAGUAGAGCCCCAGUGGGUCUGGGAUGUGUGGGUCCUCAGCAGCCAGCAGUGGGGGAACUCUUUCAGAAGCUCAGCCUCUCUGACCAGGAGGAACUGCUCUUCAUCCAGCUACCCGACACCAUCCCAGGCCAACCAGCAUCAACAAGCACUGAGACAUCCGCUAAAAAGGACAACAAGCCUGAUGAUAAGAAUCCCAGUAAAUUAAAAACACAGGAGCCCACGGGAAAAGAGAGUGCACCUGUUCUAGCAGAUUUCUCGGAAGGGCUGAUUGGCAAACUGCAGAUCCGGAAGUCUGGCAAAGUGCAGCUGGUGCUGGGAGACAUCAAACUGGACGUGUCCGAGGGAGCAGCUUUCUCCUUCCUACAGCAAUUAGUGUCGGUGCGUCUCUCUGAUGGCCUCACCGGUGACAUGAGUGUGCUGGGUAACGUCCAGCACAAGUUGGUGUGCUCUCCAGACUUCCAGACCCUCCUUCAGGGUGUCAAGCGACCUUCUGGCUCCUCGGGAAAGUCCUGAUCCUAAUACAGCUUGCCGAUCACACAGCUAUUUUUAAACCUAUUUCAUGUAAAUACACUAUUUAAGGAUCAUUUUUUGUACUCAUGUGCUUGAAUGUCUGUAAAAAAGAUAAUGGCAUGUUAUUUUUUUAUUUAGAAAACAUGUUUAUUGAAUAAAGAUGUAGAAUACAAAA